CAACACCACAUCAAUCUCACAAACCUUACAGACUUUUAAAAAGUACUCUUACCCUGCCGCCACAACAUGCCUCACGCAGCGCCUUCUCGAGUGCCUCCCACCGCGACUUCGGACCUCGAAGCCGGCGCCGUGCUGAAACUUGGCGAAUUCCAGAACGAAGUCACACUGAACCUCUCGGAAGCGCGAAUCAUCUUGCAAAAGACGCUCACCACGCGAGCCGCACGGGGCGGAGGCUACGAAGAGACGGAAACGACGGCCAAGACUAGAGACUACUUGGAGAUUUUUGCGGUCUUCAAAGAUCUCGCCGAGGCGCAACAGGUCGAGGGCAUCAUCAACUCGUACGGCGAACACCUGGAUCGGUUUGAAAAGAGUCAGCUCGGGAGCCUGGUGCCGACGUGCUCGGACGAGGCCAAAGCCCUGGUUCCGAGUCUCGAGAGGAAGGUCGAGGAGGGUACCGUCAGCGAAGAAGAGCUGGAGGGCAUUUGCAGAGAAUUGCAGAGGUUGAAGAGACAGGCGCAAUUGUGAACACAAAGUCUUUAGAGACUAAAGCAACAUUAUUAUCGGCCGCGCAUAUCACGAUGAAGGGGAAUUGGCUGUCAAGGUCGGCUCACGAUGCUCAAGUCGCGCAACGGCAUCGUCAUGCAUGUCUUGGUGCCGGCCACCUGAAGUGCAAUGGGUCAUCCACGACAGGAUGAUGGUCCCGUGGCUAUGCAAUGUGAUUGUGGCGAUUACGUGUCUCGAAUCGACACAGUAAGCUGUACUGCCCCGAUAAACGGUCAGAGCGAUCUAGAACGCUUCAACAUCACGAAGACGAAGGAGAAAGCCAGGCGCAAAAUCAAAGAGCCAGCUAGCGCUGGCUGAAACUUCGGCAUUUUUUGUACCCUACACGGAGUAUGUGCGACCAUGUAGUCGUGGACUAUGGGUGCCAACGACCAAUUCAAGACUCGUCUUGAGACCCCCGAGUUUCUAUCGGACGACUCUGGAUGGAUGCGCCGUUGAACACUUGGUUCUCGGGCAGUGAUUCCAGCAGAAACGAAUAAUGAAAAUUCAAUUGCAUCUCAUCCAC
Messenger RNA from Exophiala oligosperma, 1066 nucleotides. RefSeq lists its product as uncharacterized. Lineage: Eukaryota; Fungi; Ascomycota; Eurotiomycetes; Chaetothyriales; Herpotrichiellaceae. The coding region runs from base 67 to 525 and encodes 152 amino acids. The record is from RefSeq and is a predicted model, not a curated record. Gene Ontology annotation, biological process: transcription initiation at RNA polymerase II promoter; mRNA export from nucleus in response to heat stress; nuclear-transcribed mRNA catabolic process, deadenylation-dependent decay. Gene Ontology annotation, molecular function: nucleotide binding; translation initiation factor binding. Gene Ontology annotation, cellular component: RNA polymerase II, core complex; P-body. The transcript has a single exon.